AUGAAGACCAUUCAAAUCCUCUUCUUGUUCAUUGCCUCUGUUUUGGUUGAUGCACAAGAUCUGCGCUGGCAGAAUGAGUAUGACCAGGUUUUGAACUUCACCUGCCCCAGCUCUGACUCCAUUUCAUAUAUCAUGAGUCAGCAUAAUAACCAUCAUGAGGACCGGCUGUGGGAUUUCCAUUGCCAACCGACGUUCACAGAGGAACCAGAGUGCUUUACAACUGACUGGGUGAACGACUUUGAUGAGGAACUGGACUUCAAGUGCCUAUCCAACUAUGUCAUGACUGGCAUGCAUAGUUAUCAUGAGAACUACCAUGAGGACAGAAGAUGGAAGUUCACAUGCUGCACCGAAAGUAACUUCUGCACCGGUGACUGCAACUGGAGUGGUUAUGUUAACGAUUUUGACCAAUUCAUGAGCUGGGCAGUUCCUGGAGAUCAGUACUUGGCAGGGGCCCAAAGUUACCACGACGAUCAUCAUGAGGAUAGACAGUGGCAGUAUCUGACUUGCAGCAAAAAAUGCUGAUACCUUCCUUGAUGUGGACACAACCUCUGCCUGAAAAUAAAGACUCAU
Molecule: messenger RNA, 570 nt
Organism: Engraulis encrasicolus (European anchovy)
Lineage: Eukaryota; Metazoa; Chordata; Actinopteri; Clupeiformes; Engraulidae
Product: hemagglutinin/amebocyte aggregation factor-like
Exons: 5
Coding region: 1-522 (173 amino acids)
Biological process (GO): collagen fibril organization
Cellular component (GO): extracellular matrix
Source: RefSeq, a predicted model, not a curated record